GUAUUGCUCGGUGGCCGCCUUCUGGAAAUUAUCGCAAAGACACGGACGACCUCCGCAGUGAAGGAGAUUUCCGCGAAGAGGCCUGAGUUCGCCCGACUUCUGGAAGAGCCCGAAGGUUCCGAAACGGAACUUCGCAACUGGGACAUGGCUUGGACACACAAAUAA
This is a messenger RNA of Symbiodinium pilosum, 165 nucleotides long. Lineage: Eukaryota; Dinophyceae; Suessiales; Symbiodiniaceae. The record is from the annotation of a GenBank genome assembly.